Labrus bergylta (ballan wrasse) is the source of this 1551-nucleotide messenger RNA. It is a transcript of the gene yif1a, whose product is annotated as Yip1 interacting factor homolog A (S. cerevisiae). NCBI's taxonomy places the organism in Eukaryota, Metazoa, Chordata, Actinopteri, Labriformes, Labridae. Gene Ontology annotation, cellular component: Golgi membrane; endoplasmic reticulum-Golgi intermediate compartment; endoplasmic reticulum membrane. The record is from RefSeq and is a predicted model, not a curated record. Gene Ontology annotation, biological process: endoplasmic reticulum to Golgi vesicle-mediated transport.
GGCACGCUGAAGUCAACCCACCGCCGUGACGUAGCGGGAUCAGCCUGAAAGCCACGUAGCGAGCUAACAUCGCUAGCUGUGUAGAUAGCGUCAGUGAAAGUCACGAUGGACCUGCCACAUCACGGGUACCGAGCAACUAAACAGAGAGCUCGUGCAGCUCCCCCAACAGCAGAUUCUGUCCUGUUUGAAGACACCAGCUCUGCAGCACCAGCAAUGAACACUCAAGGAUAUUACACUCCAGGGUACAAUGUGGGAGUGCCUCCAAAUGACAUGCAAGGAGGUACUGGGGCGGACAAUCUCUUUACGGACCCAAUGGCCAACGCUGCAAUGAUGUACGGCUCCUCAUUAGCCAACCAAGGAAAGGAUAUGGUCAACAAAGAGCUCAGCAGAUUUAUGGCUGUGAACAAGCUGAAAUACUUCUUCGCUGUCGACACCAGAUAUGUAAUGAAGAAACUAAUGAUCCUCAUGUUCCCUUAUACGCAUCAGGAUUGGGAAGUUCGGUAUCACCGGGACACUCCAUUGCCUCCUAGACAGGAUGUAAAUGCACCUGAUCUUUACAUACCAACGAUGGCUUUCAUCACCUACAUUUUACUCGCUGGAAUAGCUCUUGGCAUUCAAAAGAGGUUCAGUCCAGAGGUUCUUGGACUGUGUGCCAGCACUGCCCUCGUGUGGAUGAUCAUCGAGGUGUUGGUGAUGUUGUUGAGUUUGUACCUCCUGACGGUACACAGCGACCUCACCACCUUUGACCUUAUUGCCUACAGCGGUUACAAAUAUGUUGGGAUGAUCUUCACAGUGUUGAGUGGCUUACUGUUUGGCAGUGAUGGUUACUAUGUGGCCCUUGCCUGGUCCUCUUGUGCACUUGUGGUCUUCAUUGUGCGAUCUCUGAAAAUGAAGAUCCUUACCUCUCUCUCCUCGGACUCCAUGGGGACUGGAUCAAGUGCCAAACCUCAAUUUCGCCUUUAUAUCACUGUGGCUACUGCAAUCUUUCAGCCAAUCAUCAUAUACUGGUUAACCUCUCACUUGGUCAGGUGACCGAGAAGAAUUUAACAACCUGAAGUCCAAGUCAAGUGUGUUGGACCUACACAAUUUGUUUUUUGAGUGAUUGUACACCUGUCUUUAUAUGGUCUUUUGUCAGUAAACUCAAACACAUAGUCUGUUUUAAACUACUGUUUGAGCCAAGAAGUGUGACACAGAAAAUGUCUCUUUGGAAGACUUGUUUUCCACCAUGAGUGUACAGUAACACAGACAAAUGCUUAUUUUUGGCCCCUUACUUGAGAAACAAGGGCUGUCAUCAUGAAAGUUUUUCAAAUCAAGACUCUGAUUCAGUUCAAGAUUCGUUUUUAUAUAAUGUCCAUGGACAUGCUUUCCAGUAUUUCCAAAGACAACAAUUUACAUUACACCAGUGAUUCAAGUGCCACUUUUCUGGUUUGGUAAUGUUGCAUUAUACCCUUUUCUCUUGUGAGUCCAGGAUUUUAUUUAUCUACAUUUGACAAAGCAUGAACAUGUUUGGAUUUUUUUUGUAGAAAAAAUAAAUAUAUUUAGCUUUGUGCA